Molecule: messenger RNA, 342 nt
Organism: Eruca vesicaria subsp. sativa (arugula)
Lineage: Eukaryota; Viridiplantae; Streptophyta; Magnoliopsida; Brassicales; Brassicaceae
Source: the annotation of a GenBank genome assembly
AUGGGUCCAGAAAGAACACAGAGGAAAUAUGCAUUUGUUGAAGAACUGUUGGCUACUCCUUCUUCCUCUAAUGAAGUAUUGGGUAUGUUGUCUCCCCUGCUUGAAGAUGAAGUUGAUGAUGAUAGUGAUCAUAUUAUAUUGGAAAUGGAGGAACGCCGUGGGGCAGGAUCGAUCUUUGAUCAAUACCGUUCCUUAGUUGGUGCCUCUAAUGUGUUUCAACAUCAUGCUGAGGAGGUUGAUGUGUCUCAGAUUGAGUAUCCAGGAAAGUCGUCCUCGAAGGGUGCCUCUUUGAAGAGACCUCGUCAAGAUGAGUCUGUGGAGGAUAAGCAUCAGGUUGGAUGA